This is a messenger RNA of Gaeumannomyces tritici R3-111a-1, 4237 nucleotides long. RefSeq lists its product as hypothetical. The record is from RefSeq and is a predicted model, not a curated record. Lineage: Eukaryota; Fungi; Ascomycota; Sordariomycetes; Magnaporthales; Magnaporthaceae. The transcript is spliced from 7 exons. Gene Ontology annotation, cellular component: NatC complex. Gene Ontology annotation, biological process: N-terminal peptidyl-methionine acetylation. Bases 317 to 2644 code for a protein of 775 amino acids.
AGACUGCACGAUCCAUUGGACCACGCUAUCCGUUCGCCCAAGCUGGGUCUCUGCCUCCUCUCGUCUGGGCAACGGGGACCGCAAGAGGUGCUACAACCGGGCACAAGUGGCUUGCUUAUCCGUCUGUCUGCGCUUCUCUGCGGCUCCAUAUUUUGAAACCGUCAGUGCUCGUCAGUGAGGGGACACCAACCAACACCAGACCGGCCACCCACCAUACUCUGUCCCUCGAGGUUUUGAGAGAAGCACGCCUGAUCAGGGUGGGGGCCAUGCUGCAGCCCGUCUUGUCCACAGCAUCAGCCAUCAUCGGCAGAUCAACAUGUCGAUGCUGAGUGGAAUCUUCGGCUUGGGCGUGAGCGACCCGGGCGCUGCUUCCGUAUCGCAAGAGCUCUCUGGGCUGUCUCUCGAACAUGAACAUGAGCGUGGGCAGCAGCCGGAUGCGCCAAAGGUCACGAGCCACGGCGUCGUCACCUUCGAUAUUACUGAUAAGUUCGUGACGGCAGCCAAGGCCCUGAAACCUGGCCGUCUUGUCAAAGAUGGGUACUUUACGUUGUUCGAGUCCGUGGGGGCCUUAGAGAUCAUGGAUCCGAAAAUGGACAGCGGCUGUUUGGCCGAUGGCGAGUUCCCCGAUCCGGACUACGAUGUCUGCAGACCUUUACUCCCCGAGGAGGUCAUCGGCAUUAUCGACCAGCUGCUCUGCCACGAGAUGGCCUGGCACCUCGGCUAUCCUCUCUCCCAAACCCUGCUCACCAACCUAUACAUCGAGAAUAUGUUAACGCCGAAGCCAAUGACUGUCGACGAGGCCGACUUUGUGCGCGACCCCAUCUCUCAGGCAUCAAGACCCCCGAUGCACACGAUCCUGCGUGCAUACUGCCUCGGCCUCCUGAAGACUUGCUAUUAUGUCAAUGAAGGAAUAAAAUGCGAGCAUUACUAUGAGGAGGAAGACUUUGUGUCAAACCAAUACAACAGAAGCCUCCUCGUCGAUAUCGACAGGGAGGAGAUACGAGAGGCGAUCCAGGAGGCCAGGGCGUUGCUGCACUCGAUGCAGAGCAUGUUCCCUCCAGAAAUCGUCCAGGCUCUCGACUUCAGACUGGAGCUGCGGUACGCUCUCCUGAGGGCCAUGGAGCUCACAGACCUCCGCAGCCACCCAGAGUCCAUCAAGACCCCCUGGAUCGAGCUCAAGGCGGUGCUGGAGCAAAUAAAGGCUUCCCACUACUUGGGGACCCCGGUCCCUGACGCUUUCAGCUCCAAGCUGCAGCGGCGGCUGGCUAGUACCAUGCCCCCUCGACCGAUCGUCAACAUCGACUUUGAGGACGCAUAUCCGCGCUUCCAGCGACUGUUCGAGGAUGGCAAGGAGCUCAGCGACGUUCUCAAAUACACUGAUUCACAGUCGCUUCUGAACUUUGUGCUCUGGUUCCAGGCCAAAAAGCCACAGCCCCUGAUCUACAUUCGCACGCUUCUACAGAGCUACGUAUUCAAGGACAACAUAAUCCUCGGGUCGAUGAGCAUCCGCCAGAUCAUGGACGACGACCUGUCGCUCGUCGUCCUCCCCUGCAGCCAGCUUCUCGACCACGCCAACGACCUCGUCGAGGCGCCGCACGACCCGCGGUUUGCCAUGGCGCGCCAGAUGGAGGUCUUCCGGCAGCGGGCGGCGCAGCCGUACCUGGACAUCUUCCGGGCGUUUUGCCAGAACCGGUGCCGGAUCCGGCGCAACUUCUGCCACGCCAUCCAGGAGUGGGAGCUGCUGCAGGUGGACGCCGAGGAGGUGGACCAGCUGCUGCAGGUGCAGCUGGACGAGAAGCCCAUGGUGUCGCAGUCGUCGGAGCCGGCCUACUCGCUCCCGCUCUCGUCGUGGGCGUACCUGUACAAGCUGCGGCUGAUGGAGUGGAUCGUGCAGCUGGGCUUCGAGCUCGAGGUGUAUCAGCCCGACGAGCUCGGCGGCAUGUACUGGUACCUGGCCUACCUGGCGCAGAAGCGCAUGCAGCACGUGGAGCGCAUCAAGGCCUUCACGCUGCAGAGCAUGAACGACCACCGGGCCCGACUCAAGGGGCGGGACCUGCCGGCGGCCAAGGAGGCACUCUUCACCCGCUCGCUGUCGUAUCUGCGCGCCACCAUGAUCGACGCCGCGGCCACGACGGAGCUCUCCAAGGCGCUCUACUGCAUCUACACGGCCCUGUACCGCACCGGGCUGGUGGCCCCGCCGCCCCGGCCCUAUAGCACCGACGAGCUCCGGUACGAGAUCCGAAUGCGGCCCUUCGCCUCCAUCGGCCUCCCCGAGCUGCCCGCCUUUGACCAGUUCGAGCGCCAGGUGAAGCAGCAGCACCUGCCGACCGACGACGUGCUCGAGGCGGCGGACCGGUCCGUCGCGGCGGCGCGCAAGGCGUACGAGCGCAUCGCCAAGUUCACGGAGCGCGAGGCCUUUGCGACGGGGGCCACGCACGAUCGCUGGACCGCAGGGACCACCAGCUGCGCCAAGUCGGCCAUCACGGCGAGCAUAGCCGUCAUGACGCUCCGCAAGGCCCUCUCCGACACCGCCAAGGACGGACGGGGCGGCCAAGGGCUUUCCUCGGCGCUCAAGGCCGAGGUGCCGAAGCCAGACAAGGGAUAUCAUGAGUGGUGGAUUGUGCCUAGAAUCACUCGGGCCUGAUGGGCAACAGUCCGGCCACUGAGCGGAGGAGAAAUCCGGGUUUGCUACUUGGCUUAUAUGCUUGCUUAUUUGAGAAGGUGCAUUUUCCAGGUCUACAUAUAGACACAAAAUGGCUGAUAUGGGGGAGAGGGAAGAGGAAGACAAAAGCGGAAAGAAAUGGGAAACGAUGUUGGGACUUUGCAUCGUCCUCACCUCACCUCGACUCGACCUGUGUCGGUGGGACGAGGCCGCGGUGCUCGCACAUUGACCUUCCAAGUCGAUGAUGUCGACGCAGGCAUGUCAAUCACGCCCACAGAAGCCCAUCUGGUGACAUUUCCUCCCCAACCCUGGGUGUGACAUGAUGCCUCCAGUGGAGAGGCAUCUGUGAUGCGGAUCCGUGAGGGGCCAGCCGUUUUUCAGCCGGACAGAGCCUUCUUCGCCAUGGUCCCGCGGAGGCGGACCGUCUGUUCAUAGAGCACAUCCUUGAAGGCAAACAACAAUGCGGCGGUCAGGACGCUCUGGCUAACCUUGGGGCCGAUGCCUACAAGAAAGAAGGAAGGAAUUGUUAGCUGUGGGUGCGAGCAGCAGCAACGGCGCGAGCGACGCGACCUGUCGGGAUCACCACUCACCCUUGUAAAGACCGGCAUAGCCUUCCUCCCUGAUGACCCUGCUGAUGGUCUCGGACAUGCCCUCCUUCUUGGCGCCGUUGUCGGCGACGUGCAUCUGGCUCUUGACGGUGAUGUAGGGGUACGUGAUGGUAGUGGCAAAGAGCUUGCCCAGGGCGCCGAGGAGGAAGGCGAUCAUCGGGGUGACGCGGCGGCGCCUCUCGACGGUGUUCUUCAGCUGCUCGAACAGCGUGUACUGCAGGAUGGGGUUGAUGACGAGCACCAGGGCCGGGACGACGCCGCGGAACAGCGCCUGGGGGCCCUCGUGGCGGAGCAGCGCCAGCAGCGUGGCCAGGGUGCCCGGCACGGCCUCCCUCUUCUGCUGAACCGCCUUCUCCCGGGCUGCUCCCUCGUCGUCCUUCUUGGGGGCAUCGGUCUCGGCGGCGGCUGUGGCCUCCCCUUCGGCCGGCUUCUCUGCCGACCCGGGGGCGGCGGCGGUAGUGACGGCGGCCUCCUCGUCGGCGGGGGCCUUGGCGGCGGCGGUAACCUGCUGCUUGCGGGUGGUUAUGCGGGUGUUGACGACCCAGAUGGGGUUCGUGAUGAGGACGGUGGCGGAGCCGGCCAGGGCGCCGGCGAGCAUGGACUCGACCGUGGUGAGCUUGCGCGAGCGGCCGGCGCGGGCGGCGGCUGACUCGAAGAAGGCGCGGGUCCACUCGUACCAGUAAUAGUAGACAAAGUUGGUGACGCUGAUGCCGAAGAGGGCCGACGACAGGCCGGCGUACAGGCCCGAGGCGCCCUCGCGCGCGACGAUGCGGCGGGCGGCCUCGAGGAAGGCCGACUCGGCGCGCUUGGACUCGACCUGGGCGCGGGUGGAGAGGGUGAUGAGCGGGUAUCUGCGACAAGAGGAGAGGGGUCAGGAGGUCAGUACGGAAACGAUGGCUGGCCGGCAUGCUUGCGGAUCGGGGCGCGCGGCUGGACGGCGGCGACGUACGUCAACACCAUGGAUAGG